This is a messenger RNA of Peniophora sp. CBMAI 1063, 1398 nucleotides long. The record is from the annotation of a GenBank genome assembly. Lineage: Eukaryota; Fungi; Basidiomycota; Agaricomycetes; Russulales; Peniophoraceae.
AUGUCGACCGCCGCUGCAGCGAUGAAGUUGCCUACUCCCAUGGCGGAGGAGCCCGCCGACCUUCACGUGCCCGAUAACUACGUCGAGCACACUCUGAAGACGCAAAAGGCCAAGCCGCCAGUCACUUGGGAAAACCUCUUCUCGGAACUCAACUACCUCUCCCUCGCCAUCCUCACCAUCACACCUUCCAUCGCCAUCUACGGCAUCUUCACGACAAAGUGGUGCUGGCAGACCGCCCUCUGGUCUGUCAUCUACUACUUCAUCACCGGUCUCGGUAUCACCGCAGGCUACCAUAGGCUUUGGGCACACCGCAGCUACAACGCAUCCAAGCCUCUGGAGUACUUCCUUGCCACUGCUGGAGCAGGCGCCGUCGAGGGAUCCAUCAAGUGGUGGUCGCGCGGCCAUCGUGCACACCAUCGCUACACCGACACGGACCUCGACCCGUACAACGCGCACAAGGGCUUCUGGUACAGCCACAUCGGCUGGAUGCUCGUCAAGCCCCGCCGCCGCCCUGGUGUCGCCGAUGUGUCCGACCUUUCCAAGAACGAGGUCGUACGCUGGCAGCACCGCUGGUACAUCUACUUGAUCAUCGGCAUGGGCUUCCUCUUCCCGACCCUCGUCGCAUGGCUCGGCUGGGGCGAUGCUCGCGGUGGCUUCUUCUUCGCCGGUGCCGCACGUCUGUGCUUCGUCCACCACUCGACGUUCUGCGUCAACUCGCUCGCGCACUGGCUCGGCGAGUCGCCGUUCGACGACAAGCACACCCCGCGCGACCACUUCAUCACCGCGCUCGCGACGAUCGGUGAGGGCUACCACAACUUCCACCACCAGUUCCCAAUGGACUUCCGCAACGCGAUCAAAUGGUACCAGUACGAUCCGACCAAGUGGUUCAUCUGGGUCGCCUCCAAGUUCGGUCUCGCCUCGCACCUCAAAGUCUUCCCGGAGAACGAGAUCCAGAAGGGCAUGCUCACGCAGGCUCUCAAGCGUCUCCGCGCCGAGCAGGAUUCGAUUGAGUGGCCACAAGAGUCGCGCGACCUCCCCGUCGUCUCGUGGAAGUCGUUCCAGGAACAGGCCGAGAAGCGCCCCCUUCUCCUCGUCGCUGGCUUCAUUCACGACGUCUCCGCCUUCCUUGAUGAGCACCCCGGUGGCCGCCACCUACUCGUCAAGUACAUCGGCAAGGACGCCUCGACGGCUUUCUUUGGCGGUGUCUACGACCAUUCCAAUGCCGCCCACAACCUGCUCAGCAUGAUGCGCGUCGGUAUCUUGCACGGCGGUGCACCACAUGGACUCGAGGAGAAGGCCGUCCCGCCAUCUCAGCGCCUCCGCGUCGCGCGUAACUCGGAGUUGAGCAGCCCGUACUCAUCGACGGCGUACUCCGACGGCGAGGGCAUGCUCGGCUGA